AUGGAAGGCCAGAACAGCAUCCGACGCAGGUCCAGCGGGCAGCAACACACAUCGCAUAUGCAGUGUGCAGAUCAAUCAGCAAGACAUACUUCAUUGCGCCACCACCGACGGCGAAGAAUCUUUCGCAUCACUCCUGAGCUGGCCAUAUCAGCAUUGCUUGCGAGCAGCAUAUCCACCACCAUGGCGCAGAACUGCGUGUCCUUGGCCGACUCGACGGCGUGUCAAGCGUUCAGAGGAGCGUCUGUUUCGACCGACAGCAGCCUAGCCGGUCUGUUUCCCUUUCUCUCGGGUGUGACGGACGCUGCAUCGUUCGACAGCGGUCUGAAAGACUACAUCAAUGGCGACUUUACCCAAUUACGAUACCAACAACUAAUAGGCUGUUCCAACAGUCCCGAUAAUGCCACCGACUUUUAUGCCAGAUAUACAACCAGUGUCCUAUGUAAUGCCAUUGUGCAGAAUUCGAUAGAAGCAUGCCGCUUGACUGGAGAUUCAAUCCGGCCACUAUGCGCCGACAGCUGCGCCGAGUAUGCGCAAAGCGAACAGGAGAUUGCAGCAAGUAAUGUUUGCGGCACUACUGGGAACAAUGCGCUCACGCAGAUUCGAGCCGACUUCACGAACUGCGCCCUGCCUGCGAACUCGAUCACCGGCUCGUGCAUACAGGCGUCGACCAACCAGCCCAACGAAUGCGGCUAUACUAACAAUCUUGGUGGACUUUGCUCAUACUGCUCUGCGAGCUCGCCCAAUGCAACAGAUUCGUGUUGCGUAUUCUCGAAAACGACCGACCGAUGCGAAGGGGUCUCAUUGCCCAUUGUGGCUACAGCCUCACUGCAGCCCAUCACGGUCACAACAUCAGCCACUGGUGUGCCGACCGCAGGAUCAAGCAACAAUGGCGGAGCUUCGUCCAACAACAAUAGUCUCAGCAAGGGUGCCAUCGCAGGCAUUGUGAUUGGAUCUAUACUCGGUGCUGCACUACUGCUUGGACUGAUCAUCGUGGGAUGCGUGCUGUUCCGGAAACGCAGGAGCAAUAGCCCUGCUACCAGUGUUUUCAAUCAACCUUCGCCUGGAAGGUCACCGCAGAUGGCAUUUCACGAUGGUACACGAGACAUCCACAGCAACGAUCGGCCAGGCAUGGCUAUCCUCGGCGGUGGACGUGUUGCAAGAAUGUCCGCUCUCGAAGGUUCCAGCAGCUCGCACAACGAAGUCCCGUACAUUCUGGGCGCCUACAACGACAAGUCCGAGGAGGAAGCAACACCAGAGUCACGACUUGCGCCACCAUUCAAGCGCAGCGGAUCACUUUCGAGUGGGUCGCAGCUUGGUACUGGUCUUGGUGUCACUGAACAGCAGGAUACGUCGCCGAGCUCAGGAGCUGACUAUACAUCACCGGAGUCACAAGGCCAGAGUGAACAGCUCAAUUUCUUCAAGGACUACUACUCCCAAGACGAGAUUCACCCUGGUGACUUGGUCGCUACCCUCUGGGCUUACGAACCUCGCGCCGACGACGAGUUUCAAUUAGAGCGUGGCGAUAUGGUCAAGCUGCUAGGCAUAUGGGAUGAUGGCUGGGCGACUGGUGUUCGUGUGCGGCAAAAGGCUGAACACUGGCUACCCGAGGACAAGACGCAAAGAGACAGCGGUCUCACCGAAGUCCCUCACCCUCCAACCUCGGACAACGAAGGCGAAGUCGUAAAGGCCUUCCCUCUGGUCUGUGUCUGCUUACCUCAGCAUUGGCGCAAGACCAUCGAAGGCAGCGACUCAACAGAAGGGUCCGGCCCAGGAGGAUUCCCCGAUAGAGGGUCCUAG
Molecule: messenger RNA, 1797 nt
Organism: Fulvia fulva
Lineage: Eukaryota; Fungi; Ascomycota; Dothideomycetes; Mycosphaerellales; Mycosphaerellaceae
Exons: 2
Coding region: 1-1797 (598 amino acids)
Molecular function (GO): protein binding
Source: RefSeq, a predicted model, not a curated record